Zonotrichia leucophrys gambelii is the source of this 1416-nucleotide messenger RNA. RefSeq names its product kinesin family member C1 (gene KIFC1). The annotation marks the transcript as partial. The record is from RefSeq and is a predicted model, not a curated record. The transcript is spliced from 10 exons. Gene Ontology annotation, molecular function: microtubule motor activity; microtubule binding; ATP binding. Lineage: Eukaryota; Metazoa; Chordata; Aves; Passeriformes; Passerellidae. Gene Ontology annotation, biological process: microtubule-based movement.
UGAAGGCGCGCGGGACAAGAUGGCGGCGCCGCCUCAGGCCGGUCAAGCAGCGCCCCCGGAGCCGCGCCCGCGGCCCUCGCGGCUGCCGGUGGGCCGGGCCCAGGAGAAGCGGGCCCCGUCCGAGGGGCCGCCCGCGGCGCCUCCCCAGCAGAAACGAUCGCGGACCGGGCUCGGGCCCGGAGCUGCCAAGGCCGCGCCCAAGGCCCCGCUCAGGGCCCCGCUGCGAACGCUGGGCCCCGCCGCGGCCGCUGGGAAGAACGAUGGCCCUCGCAAGGCGGCGUCGGUGGCGGCUGCUCCUCGGGCCGGCUCGGUCACCAGCACGAGCUCCAAGGGCGCCUCCAAGCGGCCGCCGUGGGACCUGCGGGGUCAGCUCGGGGACCUGCGGGAGGCGCUGGGCCAGGCCCAGGAGCGGCUGCAGGGCCUGGACACCGAGAAACGGGAGCUGGAGAGCGAGAAACGGGAGCUGGAGAGCGGCAACCGGCAGCUGAGGGAGCGGCUGGAGCGGCUGCAGAGGGAGCUGGGCGAGAGGGAGAGCCGCGAGAGCAGCCUGUGCACCCGCGUUGGCUCCCUGGAGCUGGAGGUCUCUCAGUGCCGCAAGGAGCUGCAGCAGAGCCGGGGCCGGGUGGAGGCCCUGGAGGCCGAGGAGCGGCGGCUGCGGCAGGAGAGGGACGAGGCCCUGGGCCGGGCACAGGAGCUGUCGGGGCAGCUGGAGAACGCCGGGGCGCAGCUGCAGCAGACGCAGCAGCAGCUGCAGGAGCAGCUGGAGGCGAUGGCGGCGCUGCGCGAGCUCGAGGCCUCGCAGCGGGCGCUGCUGGCCGAGCACGAGGAGCGCAUCCACCUGCUGGAGAUGGAGCGGCGGCGGCUGCACAACGACAUCCAGGAGCUCCGGGGUAACAUCCGCGUGUUCUGCCGGGUGCGGCCGCUGCUGCCCGAGGAGCGCGAGCGCCAGCGGGGGCUGCCCCACCUGCACUUCCCCCCGCAGGACCCGCGCGGGCUGGUGCUCACCCGGCCCGACGACAUCUUCGGGGAGAUCCAGCUGCUCGUGCAGUCGGCGCUGGACGGGUACCCGGUGUGCAUCUUCGCCUACGGGCAGACGGGCAGCGGCAAAACCUUCACCAUGGAGGGCCCUGCGCCCCCGGGCACCCCCGAAUCCCGGGGGAUGAUCCCGCGGGCCGUGCGCCACCUCUUCCACGGCGCCCAGGACCUGGCGGGCAAGGGCUGGCAGUACGGCUUCUCAGCCAGCUUCCUGGAGAUCUACAACGAGGGCCUGCGCGACCUGCUGCUGGCCAAGGGCCAGCGCGGCUCCGAGCUGGAGAUCCGGCGGCUGGCACCCGACAGCGACCAGCUGCACGUGCCCAACCUCACCUGGGUGCCCGUGGAGAGCGAGGAGCAGGUGAGGGAAAUGGGGAAAUAUGG